AUGUCUAAAAGACAUCGUUUGGAUUUGGGUGAUGACUACUCCAGUAAGAAAAGGUCUGAAGGGUAGGUGGGGCGUGACAGAGACUCUGAUCGAGAUCGCGGGGAUCAUUCCAGGGAUAGAGACAGAGACCGUGAUCGUGACCGCGACAGGGACCGUGACCGUGAGAGAGACCUGAAAUCUUCAAGUGCGCCAUCUAAAAGCACACCAGCCAUUAUCCCCAUGCCUCAGCUGAAACAGAUGGCCAUGCAGCAGCAGAUCAAUCCAUUCACCAACUUGCCGCACACGCCUCGUUAUUAUGAGAUCCUGAAGAAAAGGUUACAGCUUCCUGUGUGGGAAUACAAGGAAAAUUUUAGCGACAUCAUCACACGCCAUCAGAGCUUUGUCCUUGUGGGUGAGACUGGCUCUGGGAAGACAACACAGAUCCCACAGUGGUGCGUUGAUAUGGUGAGGAGCAUCCCUGGUCCAAAAAGGGCGGUGGCCUGCACUCAGCCAAGGAGAGUGGCAGCCAUGAGCGUUGCCCAGAGAGUGGCAGACGAAAUGGAUGUCAUGCUCGGACAGGAAGUGGGCUACUCCAUCCGAUUUGAAGACUGUAGUUCGGCUAAAACAAUACUGAAGUACAUGACAGACGGUAUGUUGGUAAGAGAGGCGAUGAAUGACCCUCUUCUGGAGCGAUACGGAGUUAUUAUUCUGGACGAAGCCCACGAGCGAACGCUGGCUACAGAUAUUCUAAUGGGAGUGCUGAAGGAGGUGGUGCGUCAACGAGCAGAUCUGAAGGUGAUAGUUAUGAGCGCCACGCUGGAUGCAGGGAAAUUCCAGGUGUAUUUCGACAGUUGCCCCCUGCUGACGAUUCCCGGUCGCACACACCCGGUAGAGAUCUUCUACACACCUGAGCCGGAGCGAGAUUACCUCGAGGCCGCCAUUCGCACUGUAAUCCAAAUUCACAUGUGUGAAGAGGAUGAGGGGGAUUGUCUUCUUUUUCUCACUGGUCAAGAGGAAAUUGAUGAAGCAUGUAAACGAAUCAAGCGGGAGGUCGAUGACCUUGGCCCUGAAGUCGGAGACAUCAAAAUCAUUCCACUGUAUUCCACGUUGCCACCACAGCAGCAGCAAAGGAUCUUUGAGCCACCACCCCCACGGAAACCCAAUGGUGCUAUAGGGAGAAAGGUCGUGGUGUCAACAAAUAUUGCUGAGACCUCUCUAACAAUUGACGGUGUGGUGUUUGUCAUCGAUCCUGGUUUUGCCAAACAGAAGGUGUACAAUCCUCGCAUCAGAGUAGAGUCGCUCUUGGUCACCGCCAUCAGUAAAGCCUCAGCCCAGCAAAGAGCAGGACGAGCCGGCAGAACCCGUCCAGGGAAAUGUUUUCGCCUUUACACAGAAAAAGCCUACAAAACAGAGAUGCAGGAUAACACGUAUCCAGAAAUCCUGCGUUCCAACUUGGGGUCUGUGGUGCUGCAACUGAAAAAGUUGGGCAUCGACGACCUUGUACACUUUGACUUCAUGGAUCCACCAGCUCCCGAAACACUGAUGAGAGCCCUGGAGCUGCUCAACUACUUGGCUGCGCUCAACGAUGACGGCGACCUGACCGAGCUGGGCUCCAUGAUGGCAGAGUUCCCCCUCGACCCCCAGCUGGCCAAGAUGGUCAUCGCCAGCUGCGAGUUUAACUGCUCCAAUGAGAUCCUCUCCAUUACCGCCAUGUUGUCAGUCCCACAGUGUUUUGUGCGCCCCACGGAGGCUAAGAAGGCCGCAGACGAGUCCAAGAUGAGGUUCGCUCACAUCGACGGUGACCACUUGACUUUGCUCAACGUCUACCACGCUUUUAAGCAAAACCAUGAGGCAAACCAGUGGUGCUAUGACAACUUUGUUAACUACCGCUCGCUGAUGUCUGCUGACAACGUGCGGCAGCAGCUUUCCAGGAUCAUGGACCGUUUCAACCUGCCUCGUCGGAGCACAGAGUUUACCAGUCGGGACUACUACAUCAACAUUCGUAGGGCGCUCUGUACUGGCUUCUUCAUGCAGGUGGCUCAUCUGGAGCGAACCGGUCAUUACCUCACAGUUAAAGACAACCAAGUGGUCCAACUCCACCCAUCCACAGUCUUGGACCACAAGCCGGAAUGGGUGCUAUACAACGAAUUUGUCCUCACCACCAAAAACUACAUUCGCACUUGCACAGACAUCAAACCAGAGUGGCUUGUGAAGAUCGCUCCCCAGUACUACGAAAUGAGUAACUUCCCACAAUGUGAAGCUAAACGACAGCUUGAGCGAAUCGUUGCCAAACUGGAGAGCAAAGAAUAUUCGCAGUACUAA
Messenger RNA from Nerophis lumbriciformis (worm pipefish), 2301 nucleotides. NCBI's taxonomy places the organism in Eukaryota, Metazoa, Chordata, Actinopteri, Syngnathiformes, Syngnathidae. The record is from RefSeq and is a predicted model, not a curated record.